Messenger RNA from Brassica rapa (field mustard), 3832 nucleotides. RefSeq lists its product as uncharacterized. NCBI's taxonomy places the organism in Eukaryota, Viridiplantae, Streptophyta, Magnoliopsida, Brassicales, Brassicaceae. Gene Ontology annotation, cellular component: plasma membrane. Gene Ontology annotation, biological process: defense response to other organism. The record is from RefSeq and is a predicted model, not a curated record.
UUGAUCGAGUUCAAAGUUCAAUCUUCUGCAAAGCUAAGUAAAUAUUUGUGAGAUCAUAUAUUAUAUCAUCAGCUCGUCAAGAACAUAUUACUAGUGAAACUAAGAAAAACGUCCCGUUCACAAAUCGAUGACAAGAAGAUCUAGUACAAAUCGAUUAAUAAGACACAGUACAAAAAUAGAUACCGAGAGAAACAUUGCCAAAGAUUCCGAAAUUGCCCGGUCUGGGAGAAAUAAACAAUGGACCAGUGUGGUUGUCGGGAUCUACCUUUUAAAGUUGGUCAACAUCUCGAUCUCUCCCCUUUUCCGAGUAUUCAUCAAGUCUGCUUACUGUUAUGCCCUAUAGUAGCUGUCAGUGAUCCCUUAUAAUGCUCCAGGACAAUAUUAGAAGAAGACAUAAUCGUAAUCACACCAUUGAACGACUAACCGGAAGAUCUUUGUCUUGAGAUAUCGGCCUGUGUUUGCUCUUGUUGUUAGUCAUGCACGCUUCCGGAGAUGAGAGAUGAGAGAUGAGAGAUGAGGAUUGUGAAAGAUAUAUAAAGAAGAUUAUAUAGAAAAUUCAGGUGACAUGAGUUAGUGAAACUUGACAAAGAUCGUUAUUGCAAAGUGAUGAUACAUGCUUUUCGUACUAUAAAAUAUGCAUUCUUAAUGAGUAUAAUCAACUCAUCUAGGAUAAAUUAUAGUUCAAGUGAGAUAUAUUGACGUUAUUUACAAAAAAUAAAAACACUGCAAUAUAUUUUAACAAAUCGAAUAACGAAUCGAAUAUUCCUUUGGUCUUGCCUAUGGUUAGGUCAACUAUAUUACUUUACCGUUUUGUUAUGUGGAUACAUGCUGCAUGUAUGCAUUCUCUCUGAGUUAGCUUGUGUUUAUAUGGUAUAUAAAUCUAUAUAAAACACACACACACAGAACCUAUAGAUACACACACACACACACAGACAUUUAAACAUGCAUGUAUAUAUCAAUGGAUGCAUAGUUCACGGUGGAUAAAGUGAAGGAGAAAGGAUCUUCCAAGGGAUAUGCGGCGACCAACUUCAAUGCUCAGCAUGCAAUGACUACUUUUACUUUACACCUCUCCUUGCCCAUUAUUUUUUUCCUCUUUUUCCUGCAUCACUUAUCAAUAGUUCAAUACGUAUGUUUCUAUAAACACACACAACUCAAGACUGUAUGUAGUCCUUGUUCAAAAACGCGGCCGUCUAGGCGUUGUUCGGAGGUUUGACCGCGGCGAAUAUGCCCAAAUCGGUGUAGUUACGCGUUAAUCCGCGUAAGAUCGUCUAAUUCCCUCGUUGGCUGUCUAAUUUCCGCCUAGACUGUUUAAGUUUUUUUUUUCCGUCUGUGUAAAGUUAAAACACGGUUGAUUAUUUUUUACUCAUUAUUGACAGAUUUGUGUAAUUUAUUCAUUACUAAAUAAUUACAAUUAGCUAUCGAACCCAAAACAAACACAUAAUUACUUUAUUUAGGGAUUUUUUGUACCAAACACAUCAUAAUCUAAAUGUUAAAAAUUAUAUAAUUAUGUCUAAGAACAUGUGUCAUCAUCAUGUUUAAAUUAACUAAUUAUAUUAUAAAUAUAUUAAAUUAUAUUUAAAACUAGAGUCCGCGUAAUCUCCGAAUACUCUCCGAUUUUGCAGUAGCUCGCUAGACCUGGACUUACCGUCCGAUUAGCGUAUAGCGUAGUUCCAAACAUAGUGCUACAAAUAUUUUACUCUAAUGGAUCUUAUUAAUUUGACACACUAAAUUAUUAGUGGUGGCCGUUAGGUAAACACGCCUCAUGAACCAAGAGCUUGUGGCCCAUUGAUUUAUUCGAGUGGAUAAAUAAUUGGACAUGUGGUUCAGGGCUGUGGAUCCAAUUCCAACAUCUACCAAAAAAUCAUUGUGGUUUUCUCCUAUACAUUACAAACGUCUUAAAUGGCAGUAAUGACCCGAAAUUUUAAUCAAUAAUUAGGGAUUAGGCAUUUGAUCUAACGAUGCUAUAUACAUAGAUAUAACAUGCAUGUUACCAAAUGCUUUGUUUUCUGAUUUUCUUCUUUCCGAAAAUGGUUUUUUUUAAGGCUACGAAAAUUGUUCUUUUUUGCCACUCAUUAAUCGACUGUUUAUCGGUCGGAAAAGUUAGGUUAAUUUCAUAGAACAUGGAAAUACAAUAUUUCACUAUGAAAAAGGGAACGAAACGCAUUUUCGGAAAUAAAUCCAUUGAUCCUGUUUCUUAUAUUGUUCAAGAAAAAUUUCUGUCCAUCUUUCGUUCCUUUACACAUUUUUGGAAAGGAAUAAAGGCUUCCGACAAUGCAAAGAGGAAUAACUAAGCACAACGAUGUUAACUAAAGUGAAUGGGAAUUUUUUUCUCUCAUCAAGAAAGCAAAUGUACUGUUUUAUUUGUCAUGUUCUUGGAUAAUGGAUACUUAUGAAUGAUUACUAAGAAUCUCAAAAUCUUUUCUUCGUCCUGUUCUGUUAAUGAAAAUGUAAUAAUUACAUGUGCAUUAUAUUAUAAUGUUGAUUUUGGUGAUUAAACUAACCAAGUACACAGAUUCUUUCGUGUGUCAUAAUUAUGAAAUAGAUUUGGAUCGUUGAUUGAAUCAGAUUUUCUAUAAAUACAUAAGUAGUUAAGUACAUAUAUAUAUAUAUAUAUAUAUGUAUAUAUAUACGACCACAUUUAUAGGUAAAUUGGAAAGAAAAAUGACAUAUUAUCUAAUAGUUAUACUAGCGACAAUUUUACAAGAAGAAGCAAAGAAUUAAAAAAAAAAAACUAAAAACAAACAAGCAAAAAGUACGAAUCUUCCAGCGUCUAAGAUUUCUUGAUUGAUUUACAAGCAAUGCCAAAGAAUUAAGAAUGUUAUAUUAAUAGUUUUGGGACUAAUCCUUACACAAAGGCAAAGAAUCUAACCAUCAGUGGUAGCCCCCUUAUAUAAAUGUAUCAAAGAAUAGCAACACAAUCAAAUUAAUCUUUGCUCCUAUCUUUUCCUACAAAUCAGUUAUAUACCUCUCCAUCAAAACUCUCUCUAGCAAUGGCUCCUCAAAACCAACAGACUCGGCUAACGCAACCGCAACCGCUUCCAGGUAGAGGUUUGAACCCCGUCCUAUGCAUCAUCGUUGCCCUCGUCCUCUUAGGACUCCUUGUGGGUCUGGCUAUAUUGAUCACAUACCUCACCCUCAGGCCAAAGACACUCGUCUAUACUGUAGAAGCCGCGUCGGUCCAAGAUUUUGCCAUAGCCAAGGAUGAUCACAUUAGCGCCAAAUUCAACUAUGUGAUCAAAUCAUACAACCCGGAGAAACAUAUCUCCGUGAGAUACCACUCCAUGCGCAUCUCCACGGCUCACCAUAACCAGUCCGUGGCUCACAAGGAGAUCUCUGCCUUCAAGCAGCGUCCUAAGAACGAAACAAGAAUUGAGACGCAGCUUGUGUCGCACAACGUGGCAUUGUCUAAGUUUAAUGCUAAGGACUUGAGGGCUGAAACGACUAAAGGGGUGAUCGAAAUGGAAGUGUAUAUAACUGCUAGAGUAAGCUACAAGACGUGGAUUUUUCGGUCCAGGAGACGUACGUUGAAAGGUGUAUGUACGCCGAUAAUGAUCAACGUCACGGCGAACUCGUUGGAUGGAUUCCAGAGAGUUUUAUGCAAAACUCGUCUUUAGUUUGGAUUAUUUAUCGAAUUGAAUUGGUUCUAUUUGUGUGAAUUAUACGUGUAUUAAAUUAAUUUGCUGUGUCCUUAAUUGAUUGUGUAUGUGUAUGUGUAUGUGUGUAUUUCUUUUGAAGUUCUUCUUUGUUUUUUUUUUGGUUCUUUUGUAUGCAUUCAUUUAUCUGUCUUUAUCUUUCUUUAUUAUUCUUUUUAUAUGAUAAAAUGUUUUAUAUU